GGCGCUGGCUCAGUCUAGGCUGCUCGCCGCUGUCGCUCCCGGGCUGCGGGAUGACACCGCCUCCGCCCGGAUGCGCCUCCCUUGGCGCCCAGCACGCCCGCGUCCCCGGCCCGCUGGCUCGGUCCCGGCUCCCGCUGCGGCUGCUGCUGCUGCUGUGGACGGCCGCCGCCACCCAAGGCCACCCCAAGAACGGACCCCGCAUCUCCGCCGUCUGGAAAGGCCGCGCAGGACAGGACUGGGUUGACUUCGGCCUGGCAGAGCCUCACACGGUGCUUUUCCAUGAGCCCGGCAGCUCCUCCGUGUGGGUGGGUGGACGUGGCAAGGUCUAUCUCUUCGACUUCCCUGAGGGCAAGAAUGCCUCUGUGCGCACGGUGAACAUUGGCUCCACGAAGGGGUCCUGCCUGGACAAGCGGGUGAGUGGGGCACAGGACUGUGAGAACUACAUCACGCUGUUGGAGAGGCAGGGUGAGGGGCUGCUCACCUGCGGCACCAAUGCUCGGCGCCCCAGCUGCUGGAGCCUGGUGAAUGGCACCGUGGAGUCGCUUGGCGAGAGGAGAGGCUAUGCCCCCUUCAGCCCGGAUGAGAACUCGCUGGUUCUGUUUGACGGGGACGAGGUGUACUCCACAAUCCGGAAGCAGGAAUACAACGGGAAGAUCCCCCGGUUCCGCCGCAUCCAGGGCGAGAUCGAGCUGUACACCAGUGAUACCGUCAUGCAGAACCCCCAGUUCAUCAAGGCUACCAUUGUGCACCAAGACCAGGCCUAUGAUGACAAGAUCUACUACUUCUUCCGGGAGGACAAUCCUGACAAGAACCCCGAGGCCCCUCUCAACGUGUCCCGCGUGGCCCAGCUGUGCAGGGGGGACCAGGGUGGCGAGAGCUCCCUGUCAGUGUCCAAGUGGAACACCUUCCUGAAGGCCAUGCUGGUGUGCAGCGACGUGGCCUCGAACAAGAACUUCAACAGGCUGCAGGACGUCUUUCUGCUCCCCGACCCCAACGGCCAGUGGAGGGACACUCGAGUCUAUGGCGUGUUCUCCAACCCUUGGAACUACUCGGCUGUCUGUGUGUACUCACUUGGGGACAUUGACAAGGUCUUCCGUACUUCCUCACUCAAGGGCUACCAUACGAGCCUUCCCAACCCUCGGCCUGGCAAGUGUCUCCCAGACCGGCAGCCCAUCCCCACGGAGACCUUCCAGGUGGCUGACAGUCACCCUGAGGUGGCACAGAGGGUGGAGCCCAUGGGGCCUUCGAAGACGCCACUGUUCCACUCGAAGUACCACUACCAGAAAGUGGUUGUCCACCGCAUGCAGGCCAGCCGUGGGGAGACCUUCCAUGUGCUUUACCUAACGACAGACAGGGGCAUCAUCCACAAGGUGGUGGAGUCAGAGGAGGGGGAACGCAGCCUUGUCUUCAACAUCAUGGAGAUCCAGCCCUUUCACCGCCCGGCCACCAUCCAGGCCAUGUCGCUGGACACGGAGCGGCGGAAGCUGUAUGUGAGCUCCCAGUGGGAGGUGAGCCAGGUGCCCCUGGACCUGUGUGAGGUCUAUGGCGGGGGCUGCCACGGCUGCCUCAUGGCCCGAGACCCCUACUGCGGCUGGGACCAGGGCCGCUGUGUCUCCAUCUACAGCUCCCAAGGACCAGUGCUGCAGUCCAUUAAUCCAGAAGAGCCACACACAGAGUGCCCCAAUCCCAAACCAGACAAAGCCCCACUGCAGAAGGUUUCCCUUGCUCGGAACUCUCGUUACUACCUGAGCUGCCCCAUGGAGUCCCGUCAUGCCACCUACUCAUGGCGCCACGAGGAGAAUGUGGAGCAGAGCUGCGAGCCGGGCCACCAGAGCCCCAACUGUAUCCUGUUCAUCGAGAACCUCACAGCCCGUCAGUAUGGCCACUACCACUGCGAGGCCCAGGAGGGCUCCUACUUCCGCGAGGCUCAGCACUGGGAGCUACUGCCCGAGGACGGCGCCACCGCCGAGCACUUGCUGGGCUGCGCCCGGGCCCUGGCCACCUCCCUCUGGCUGGGCAUCCUGCCCACGCUCGCUCUCGGCCUGCUGGUCCACUAGGACCUCCUGCAGCUGGGCAUGGCGCGGGUUCCUGCAGCCUCAGGGGCACCGGGACAGUCUCCUACCCAGAGCCGGCUGGGCCCGGCAAGCUCCUUGCCCGCUGCCCCUUCCAGGGGGCCUACAUAACCCGAUGAAGGACACCAGGACUGGGGACGGCCAGCCGCGGGCGGCUGCUGGGCCCAUGUGGGGCACGGGGGCUGGGGGCCGCGGGAGGAAGGCGCUGCUGUGAAGCUGGGGCAUUGAUGACUUCAGACUUGAUCUUCUGGAGACUACUUUUCGAACACCCCUCCUCAAACUUGACUAAAUGCAGUGAUGUUCCCAGCCCAAGAGCCCAUGGGCCAGAGAAUGGGGUUUGGGGAGGGAAGGUGGGACCCCGGCUUUGGAGCUUGGGGCCAAGGCCUGAGUCCUUCCGGACUCCCCAUACCCCAGCUGCCCCCUCCCCCUCCUUCCUGCCGUGGCCGUGGCAGGGGGUGGCUGUGGCCGUGGCCGGAGGUGGCCGCUGUUCCUUUAGGCCCUGGGCUGCCUUCUGCGACUCCCUCACCAGCCUUGGGACCCAACAGGCGGCGGCCUUGCAUGUUUAUUGAAGGAUGUUUGCUUUCCGGACGGAAGGACGGAAAAAGUUCUAUUUUUAUGUUAGGCUUAUUUCAUGUAUAGCUAAUUCUGACUGCAUCUGUAUGAAAAUACCAAAACUACAUGCUGGGGGUGGGGUGGGACAGGGAGGAACUGGGGAAGACAUGGGCUGGGGUGGGGGGUCCCAGUCUCAGGCUCCGGGGAUGGGAUAAGAGUCUGGGGACAGGCAUGGGUUCACGGAGAGUGGCAUGAGCUGGCUCUGCCCUGGGAUCCCAGUCUGAGGGGAACAUGGUCCCAGUCCCUUGGUAUGGGGGGCAGUUAUGGGAGGGGGGUAGGGUGAGGGAGACAGGGGAGAAUGAAGGAGAAACUGAGCCCUAGGCUUACCACAUUCAUAUAGAAGGAGGAGCCGGGUCCUCAGGGGGAGGUUCCAGGACUCUGCCCUUGGCAUUGGGGGUUGGGGGGUGGGGGGGGUCCCCUCCCCUCCCCUCAGCCCCCUUCCCCAGGGGCUGUGCUUCCAUGCUCCUAGUCUCCCACCUUCAGCUCAGGACAUGUUAUAACUUAGGCUAAACUGUGAAUUCCGGUGGGGACAGCCUGGGCCAAGCUCUCUAGGUGCGUGGCUCUGCCCCCAGCCCUGUCCAUGGAUUUCAGCAGAGAGCUGGGCCCUUCUCUGGCUGUGUCUGGCCAGCCCAGGGCAGGGCCUGGGGCCGGCGGCCUUCCAGCUUUGGCCCCUGCAUCUCUUCUCAAUGCACUUUAAUAAUGUAACAUAUUACUAAUAAACAAACUAUUUAUUUACCUGUGCCUGCUCCUUGCCUGCAAAGCCAUCCUGGUCAGGGGAGGAGGGUGGGGGGGCUCCUGCUUGCACACAGUUCUGGGCUUUAAGUCCAGCUUCCUUUGUCUUGGGGGACCUCAGAGUCUAUGUCUUGGCCUUGUCUGUUUUCCCAGCUCACAGCCAAGCAGCAGUAGCAGAAGAGCUCACCCCUCAGGAAGCCCACCUGCCCCACGGUGUGGGGAAGGCAAGAAGGAGUGGGGUUUAGGAGCAGCUAGUGGGGAAAGUGUGGACUCAAGCCCCCCUCCCCCCACCGGAUUGCUGGGUGACCUCCAACAAGGUCCCUGCUCUCUCUGGACUUCAGCAGUCUCCCUCUUUCCCGCUGGGAUGCUCUUGGUACCCGGAUGGGCCUCUGGGAGAAGACUCGAGGGACAGAACACGCUCCUUUGUCUCUACAGAGGCGCCAGCAGAGGCUGGGCGGGAGGAAGACAUGUGCAUCGAGGCAUGAAAUGAGCCCCUGUAAAUCCAUGUAAAUGAGCCGGUGGGGAGAGGGCAGGCCGGCCACAAGGCUCCUGACCUGUUCCCCCCCGCCCCGGGGGCAGAAGCACAGCGGGCCUCGGAUGGCAGUGGACCAUUAGGACCCUUUGGCCAGGCAUGGAGAUCCCCCAUGAUAUCAGGACACCAACAUCAGCCUCUUGGGGGCCAGGCUGGGGGCAGGAGCCAGGCCUGUCCUUCUGCCUUCUUUCUUGUGCACCACCCCGAGGGGAGGAGGGGGGUGGACAAAAUAGGGAGUUCAGAUUGUUAAAGACCAAAGCUCAGCUCUGCUGGGGAAGCUAGAGGGAAUGGGAGACUCCUUUAUAACUCGAAAGGGCCACUGAGGUUUACCCUGGGGGCUCCACCUCCUGCUGUUCUAGUCUCUCUGCUACCGAUGUCCUUGACUCACCAUUUAUAGCCCUGCACACCCCUGCCUUCUCUAUCCUCGUCUCUUUCAGUCCCCUACCCACCUUUGCUCUCUCCCCUGAAGUGCCAGGGGUGGUGAUCCCAGGCAGAGAUUUCAGAACGACUUGGAAUUCUUCAGAGGAGUCCUGAACCAUCCCUUCCACGAGCACCACUGAUGCCCCAGCCUGCUUGGUCCUGAGCUGUGGGCUGGGGAGGGGGCAGAUGGAGCCUUAGGGUGAGUCAGGCCCUGGGGUCCUGGCUAAGGAAGGCACAGCCCCUGCCCCUGAGACCCUCAAAGCCUGGUAGGGGAGGCAGAGGUGGUGUUGGAUGGUGAUGAUCCUAGGAAGGUGGUACCCAACCCAUGGUGUGUGCGUGUGGGGGGGGUUGAGUGGGCCUUAGGGGACAAGUAGGAGUCCCUAGGGUGGAGAAGUCUCUGAAGAAUGGAAGAGGGAACAGCGUUGCGAAGGUCUGGGGAUGUACAAGGGCCUAGUGUCCUUGGGUUUGGCUUAAGUAGUGUGAGCUCCAGGAAGGCAGAGAGACUUUUGUCAGUUUGGGUGAUGGCUGCAUCUUUAGCAUCUAGAACAGUGCCUGCAAAACAUUCUUGUUGAAUUCAUGGAUAAAAGAGGAGAGAGUAUCUGGAAGUGCCAUCGAAUGACUCUGUCAGUGUCAGCUCCUGGGAGCUAAGGCCCUAGAUCUUCACCCUGCGGGUACUAGGGAGCCAUGGAAGGAUUUUGAGCAGGGGGAGGGUGAUGAUGACUCUAAUGAUGGUGAGGAUGAUCAGGGCUGGAUGGGGGCCUCCAGUUCCCACGGGUCACCCCUGCCUGCCUCACCCCAAGCUCACCCUCUCUCCCAUCCCCAGUCAUUUCCAGCUGCCUCCGCGGCCCAAUUUUAGCCUCUCAUUGUCUGGACGGGGCCCUCCCAGCUGGGGUUCUGGCCAGGAGGUCUGUGGGCGUGGGCCGGUGGAAUGGGGCUGACAUGGCUAACUCAGGCUCAGGAAACACUUUUAUGUUGAUAUUGGUUAACUCUGGGAGGAAGAGUCCUUGGGAAGAAAACAAAAACAAACCCACCACAUUCCCAGGGUCACCAGUGGCCACAGGCCAGCCCACACGAGAGGAAAGAGCACAGAACCACACCCGGGAAGCACUUGUCCUGUUGGCGUGCUGGUGCCCUUUGGUAGGAUGGCGCCCAGGCCAGGACUGCCGGGCCAGCACCUGAAUAAAGUUCCCAAAGGCCUGGCCUCCCACACUGGCUGUUUAUUCAGGUUGGGCCCGUGAAUGCACUCAGAGGGCUUAGGCAGAGGUGAACACAGGCUUCGGGUUGGGCCUAUAACCUAUAACACGUGGGCUAACGUGGCCUGCAACUUUAUCCAGCUCAUGGGGCUGACUCAUGACCAUAGCAAACAUUACUAAUCAAUGGGGGCAUUUCUUUCUCCUGAGCUCAGUGACUGAUUUCCUCUGGAACAACAUUCUUCAAGAGCUCCCGAGCACUUGGGAUGUGGCUCAUCUGAAUUGAGAGGUGUUGUAAGUCUAAAAGACAUAAUGGAUUUUGAAGGUGUAAUAGGAAAACAAAAGUUAUUAAUGCAUUGUUACAUCGAUUACACUUGGAAAUGAAAAUGUUUUGGAUAUAUUGGGUCAAAUAAAAUAUACUGUAAAAGUUAAUCUCA
Molecule: messenger RNA, 5995 nt
Organism: Mirounga angustirostris (Northern elephant seal)
Lineage: Eukaryota; Metazoa; Chordata; Mammalia; Carnivora; Phocidae
Gene: SEMA7A
Product: semaphorin 7A (JohnMiltonHagen blood group)
Exons: 14
Coding region: 51-2057 (668 amino acids)
Biological process (GO): axon guidance; positive regulation of macrophage cytokine production; negative chemotaxis
Cellular component (GO): plasma membrane; external side of plasma membrane
Molecular function (GO): chemorepellent activity; semaphorin receptor binding; integrin binding
Source: RefSeq, a predicted model, not a curated record